This is a messenger RNA of Hansenula ciferrii, 453 nucleotides long. RefSeq names its product Fis1p (gene FIS1). Gene Ontology annotation, molecular function: protein binding. The record is from RefSeq and is a predicted model, not a curated record. The coding region runs from base 1 to 453 and encodes 150 amino acids. The transcript is spliced from 2 exons. NCBI's taxonomy places the organism in Eukaryota, Fungi, Ascomycota, Saccharomycetes, Phaffomycetales, Wickerhamomycetaceae. Gene Ontology annotation, biological process: autophagy of mitochondrion; peroxisome fission; mitochondrial fission. Gene Ontology annotation, cellular component: mitochondrial outer membrane; peroxisomal membrane.
AUGGUGGUAUUUAUACUUGUGAUUUCCCAUUGGAACGUGUUGUUUAAUGGUGUUCAACCCGUCUUGAGACAACAAGUUCUUUCAGAAGGUGAACUUGUCUCUGUUCAAUCCCGUUUCAACUAUGCCUGGGGUCUUAUCAAGUCUAAUAAAGUUGAUGAUCAAAGAUUAGGUGUCAAGAUAUUAACUGAUGUUUUCAAAGAUUCUCCACAAAGAAGAAGAGAAUGUCUUUAUUAUCUUUCAAUAGGGACUUAUAAAUUAGGUGAUUAUGCUGAUGCUAGAAGAUAUUCAGAUGCUUUGGUUCAGCAUGAACCUGAUAAUCAACAAGCCCAAGCAUUACAAAAAAUGAUUGAAGAUCAAAUUUCUAAAGAUGGGUUAAUUGGUAUUGCCUUGAUCUCUGGUGUUGUUGCAGCUGGUGCCACUGCAUUAUCAUUAUUCUUGAGAAAGAAACGUUGA